Molecule: messenger RNA, 426 nt
Organism: Linum tenue
Lineage: Eukaryota; Viridiplantae; Streptophyta; Magnoliopsida; Malpighiales; Linaceae
Source: the annotation of a GenBank genome assembly
AUGGAAGAUCCUCAGGGACACAGCCAACCGGAACCUCCAACGUCUCCCACAUCGCAUUCCCAAUCUCAGUGCACAUCCACCACCUGCGCCAAGUGCGGCGGCCCGACUAGCUUCCCUCCGCCGCCUCAAGGGUCCUGGUCCGAAGUGUCCCCUCCGCCAGUCUACCGCCCGAUUCGAGCUCCGGCGAUCAACCUUCCUCCGGCGAACCAGUCCCAAGCUAUAAUGCUCGCUCCCGUUCCUCAACGCCGAAGCGUCCCCGUCGUUUCCCCCCCUUACGAAUUCCAGCCCCCUUUGAGGAAAAUCCAGUCCCCGGACGACAUCCGGCGCUUCCAUGACUCUGAAUCGGGGAAGAACUUUAUCGGUUUCGUCGUUGCUCUCUCUGAAGCCAUCCCCAGUCGCUGUCACGGCUUGCUUCUCAAAUGUUAG